CUGAACCAUACAGGUUUCAUUCAGAGAGGCCUAGGCCCAUCGACAAAACUACCCGGGAAGGCCUAGUCACUGUUCUGAAUCCGAAGUCUGUAGAACAUAUGAAAGUGCAAUCAUUGCCCAUUUUUUCAGAGGAAGGGAUCUCGCUUGAAAUUCAAUUGACUAGCAACACCAAGCUUGUGUUCUUCUAUCCGUCUCUUUAAGGAUUUGGUGUGUGUUCGCUGUAUUAUAGGACGAUUCUUGUUACAAUCGGUUUUCUGAUUCGGAAUCAAUGGAAUUGAUGGUGGUGAGGCACUAAUGUCACUGUUCUGGAUUGUAAUUCGCCAGCUUGCGGAGACAGAGGCAAUGGCUACAACUAAGAAUGUCAUAACGUGGGAAGAGUGGGAAAAGAAGCUCAACGAUGUAAAGAUUAGGAAAGAAGAUAUGAACAAACUGGUGAUGAAUUUUCUCGUUACUGAGGGUCAUGUUGACGCUGCUGAGAAAUUUAGGAAGGAAUCUGGAACAGAACCAGAUAUAGAUCUUGCAACAAUCACAGAUCGCAUGGCUGUUAAGAAAGCGUUGCAGUGUGGAAAUGUUGAGGAUGCCAUAGAGAAAGUUAAUGAUUUAAAUCCUGAGAUACUGGACACAAACCCGCAACUGUAUUUUCAUCUUCAGCAACAAAGGUUGAUAGAACUAAUACGAAAUGGUAUAGUUGAAGAGGCUCUGGAAUUCGCUCAAGAGGAACUUGCGCCGAGAGGAGAAGAAAAUCAAGGCUUUUUGGAAGAGUUGGAGAGAACUGUUGCUCUGUUGGCAUUUGAGGAUGUCUCCACUUGCCCUGUUGGAGAACUGCUUGAUAUGUCACAGCGCCUGAAGACAGCGAGUGAGGUGAAUGCGGCCAUCCUCACAAGCCAGAGUCAUGAAAAAGACCCAAAGCUUCCGAGCUUGUUAAAAAUGCUGAUAUGGGCCCAGAAUCAGCUUGAUGAGAAAGCUGCUUAUCCUCGGAUAAAUGAUUUAUCUACUGCUGUACUUGAAGACCCUCCAGUUUGAAACGCUUGAAGCUUCAAAUGGAUGAUUCUUAUUGCUUGCGCUGAACAGAUGAAGCAGAAUGGACUUAUCAAACGUAUGUCUGUAGCUCUAGGACACAAUAGCUGUAAGUUGUUAUUUGUCAAUGGUUUCACUCGUUUAAUAACUGUAGGUUUGGUUAGUUUUAUUUGGCGAAUGUGAAUACUUAUUCCUCAGCUUGAACGUUUUAUUCAAACCCUUCUAGACUCUAUUUUGCUCUGGCGCAUUUGUUUCUCCGCCAA
Molecule: messenger RNA, 1280 nt
Organism: Tripterygium wilfordii
Lineage: Eukaryota; Viridiplantae; Streptophyta; Magnoliopsida; Celastrales; Celastraceae
Product: protein GID8 homolog
Exons: 7
Coding region: 295-1023 (242 amino acids)
Biological process (GO): proteasome-mediated ubiquitin-dependent protein catabolic process
Cellular component (GO): cytoplasm; nucleus
Molecular function (GO): protein binding
Source: RefSeq, a predicted model, not a curated record